Alternaria arborescens is the source of this 690-nucleotide messenger RNA. RefSeq lists its product as hypothetical. The transcript has 5 exons. Gene Ontology annotation, cellular component: plasma membrane. Gene Ontology annotation, molecular function: GDP binding; GTPase activity; GTP binding. The record is from RefSeq and is a predicted model, not a curated record. Gene Ontology annotation, biological process: small GTPase-mediated signal transduction. NCBI's taxonomy places the organism in Eukaryota, Fungi, Ascomycota, Dothideomycetes, Pleosporales, Pleosporaceae. Bases 1 to 690 code for a protein of 229 amino acids.
AUGGCACCCCCACCAAAGCAGAGAAAGGUGGCCAUCGUUGGCAGCAGAGCCGUCGGCAAGUCGAGUAUGACGGUGCAAUUUGUCGAUGGGCACUUUGUCGACAGCUACUACCCGACUAUCGAGAAUACUUUUAGCAAGAUGAUCAAGUACAAGAACCAGGACUAUGCGACUGAGAUUAUCGAUACGGCUGGUCAGGAUGAAUACAGUAUACUCAACUCGAAGCACUUUAUUGGCAUUCAUGGCUACAUGAUUGUCUACUCGGUCGCUUCCAAGCAGAGCUUCGAGAUGGCGCGCAUCAUUCGCGAUAAGAUCUUGAAUCACCUGGCUGUCGAGUGGGUUCCUCUCGUUAUUGUAGGCAACAAGUCUGAUCUGCGCCCCGAACAACGCCAAGUUACGCCCGAAGAUGGUCGCGCCCUCGCUGCAGAGUUCAAAUGUGCCUGGACCGAAGCCAGCGCGCGCUACAACGAGAACGUACAAAAGGCCUUCGAACUCAUAAUUGCCGAGGUGGAGCGGUCUCAGAAUCCUGGUGAGCCCGCUGGCGGCAGCAAGUGCGUCAGCGUGGACAAGUACCCAGCCCUCCAGCAGGAGCGCAAGGACAAGGAGAAGAAGCGGUGGAGCAGCUCACACUUCUUGAAGCAUCCAUUUGAUCAUUUGAUCAAUAUGCUUAAGAAGACGUCCACGGGUGAAUAA